CCAACUUUCUCCCAUUGCAUAACACUACAGGUGAAGAGGAGAGAGAGAAACACAAUGGAGAAAUUUUCUUCUAUCUGGAAGAAUACAUCUUGGCCAGGAGAUGGUGAUGAUUUUCACUACAUCACCCAGAGAAGCCAAAAGUUCACAUUCUUGAAUCACCAAAUAUCCACACAGCUAAUGCCCCUUACAGUGGUGCUGCAUGGUCCUGCGGGUGUUGGGAAAACCACACUGGCCAAAAAGUGGAUGCUGGACUGGACACAGGACCACAUCAUGAUGACAUUCAAUUCCACUUUCUAUCUCAGCUGCAAGGAGCUCAACCACAAGGGGGCGUGCACUUUUGCAGAGCUGAUAUCCGAGAGCUGGCCAGAUUUGCAGGAUGCCAUUCCAGAGAUCCUAGCCCAAGCGCAGAAGAUCCUGUUCAUCAUCGAUGGUUUUGACGAGCUGAGAGUCCCCCCGGGGGCACUCAUCCAUGACAUAUGUGGCGACUGGCGGAAGCAGAAGCCGGUGCCCAUCCUCCUGGGGAGUUUGCUGAAGAGAAAAAUGUUACCCAAGGCCACUUUACUGAUCACCACUCGACCGGGGGCCCUGAGAGAGCUCCGGCUCUUGGUUGAACAGCCACUCUUCAUAGAAAUCGAAGGGUUCUUAGAGCUGGACAGGAAGGCGUAUUUCUUGAAACACUUUGCAGAGGAGGCUCAAGCACUGCGAGCCUUUGACUCGAUGAGGAGCAACGCAGCUUUGUUCCACAUGGGCGCGGCCCCCGCCGUGUGCUGGAUCGUCUGCACUUGUCUGCGACUGCAGAUGGAGAAGGGGGAAGACCCCGCCCCGACUUGCCAGACCACCACGUCACUGUUCCUGCGUUUCCUGUGCAGCCAGUUCACGCCAGCUCCCGGCAGCUGCCCCAGUCAGGGCCUCCAAGCUCCAGUGGAGGCCCUGUGUCUCCUGGCUGCUGAGGGCGUCUGGACACAGACGUCUGUGUUUGAUGGAGAAGACCUCGAGAGACUUGGGGUAAAGGAGUCUGCCCUCCAUCCUUUCCUGGACAGGAAUAUCCUCCAGAAGGGCAAAGACUGUGAGGGCUGCUACUCCUUCAUCCACCUCAGUGUCCAGCAGUUUCUUGCUGCCUUGUUCUAUGUCCUGGAGAGAGAGGAGGAGGAGGAAGAUGGGGAUAGCCACGGGUGGGACAUUGGGGAUGUGCAGAAGCUGCUCUCCAAGGAAGAAAGACUAAAGAACCCCACCCUGGCCCAUGUGGGGCACUUCUUAUUUGGCCUUUUGAAUGAAAAGAGAGCCAGGGAGCUGGAGACAACUUUUGGCUGCCGAGUGUCCUUGGAGGUCAAGCAGGAAUUGCUGGAAUGCAGAAUCAAGUCCAAUGAGGGUAAACCCUUCUCCUCAGCGAUGGACAUGAAGGAGUUUUUGUACUGUCUCUACGAAUCUCAGGAGGAGCAGCUUGUGAAGGAUGCAAUGACCGGCAUCAAGGAAAUUUCCAUUCACUUGACCAAUACAUUUGAAAUGAUGCAGUCUUCUUUCUGCCUUAAACAUUGUGAAAACUUGCAGAAAAUUUCGCUGCAGGUAGAAAAGGGGCUAUUCCUGGAGAAUGAUACAGCAUCGGAAUCAGACACUUGGGUUGAGAGGUCACAGCGCGACCAUCGCUCUCUCCAUCUCUGGACAGAUCUCUGCUCUGUAUUCAGUUCAAACAAGAACCUGAGCUUUCUGGACGUGAGUCAAAGCUUCCUGAGUCACUCCUCAGUGAGGAUUCUGUGUGAGCAGAUAACCCACGUCACCUGUCCUCUCCAGAAAGUGGUGAUUAAAAACAUCUCCCCUGCUGAUGCUUAUCGGGACUUGUGUCUGGCUUUCAUUGGUAAGAAGACUCUGACACACCUGAUCCUGGAAGGCGAUGUCCACGGUGACAAGAUGCUGCUGCUGCUGUUGUGUGAGACCCUGAAACACUCAAGAUGUAAUCUGCAGUAUCUGAGGUUGGGAUCUUGUUCUGAUACCACUAAGCAGCGGGAUGAUUUAUCCUCGGGCCUCAAAAUCAACCAGUCCCUGAGAUGCCUGGACCUCACAGCCAGUGAGCUCCUGGAUGAGGGCGUCAAAUUGCUGUGUACAACUCUGAGACACCCAAGGUGUUUCCUGCAGAAGUUGUCGUUGGAAGACUGUCACCUCACUGAAGCCUGUUGUAAGGAGCUGUCUUCUACUUUGAUUGUCAACCAGAGGCUGACACACCUGUGCUUGGCCAACAACAACCUUGGGGAUGGCGGGGUGAAACUUCUAUGUGAGGGCUUGAGUUACCCCGAAUGUCAGCUACAGACUCUUGUGUUGUGGCAUUGCAACAUAACCAGACAUGGCUGCAAACUUAUCUCAAAACUUCUCCAAGGAGACUCCAGCCUAACAAACCUGGACCUGGGUCUCAAUCCCAUAGCUACCGGAUUAUGGUUUCUCUGUGAGGCUUUGAAGAAGCCAAAUUGUAACCUAAAAUACCUGGGGCUCUGGGGCUGUUCCAUUACUCCUUUCUGUUGUCAGGACCUUGCAUCUGCCCUCAUCAGCAAUCAGAGGCUGGAAACUCUGGACCUGGGCCAGAAUAUCUUGGGAAGGAAUGGAAUAAUGAUGCUCUUUGAGGCUUUAAAACAGAAUGAUGGCCCCUUAAAGACACUCAGGUUGAAGAUCGAUGAAUCUAGUGUGGAAAUCCAGAAGCUGUUGGAGGAUGUGAAAGACAGCAAUCCAAAAUUGACGAUUGAAUGUACGGGUGCCAGAACAACAAGAUCCUCGUGUUGUGACUUCCUCUCCUGAACACCCUG
This is a messenger RNA of Ceratotherium simum simum (southern white rhinoceros), 2789 nucleotides long. RefSeq names its product NACHT, LRR and PYD domains-containing protein 2-like. Lineage: Eukaryota; Metazoa; Chordata; Mammalia; Perissodactyla; Rhinocerotidae. Gene Ontology annotation, biological process: regulation of inflammatory response. The record is from RefSeq and is a predicted model, not a curated record. Gene Ontology annotation, cellular component: cytoplasm.